This is a messenger RNA of Dendronephthya gigantea, 773 nucleotides long. RefSeq lists its product as uncharacterized. The coding region runs from base 108 to 518 and encodes 136 amino acids. The transcript has 4 exons. The record is from RefSeq and is a predicted model, not a curated record. Lineage: Eukaryota; Metazoa; Cnidaria; Anthozoa; Malacalcyonacea; Nephtheidae.
GAUUUAGGAGAGUAUAAAUAGAGAGUCUGCUUUGGCUCUGAUCAGUUGUGUGAAGAACUUCAAGUAAAGAGAAGCAAGAAAACUGAAAGUUCGUUGUUUAAAACUUUAUGAAAAUGUUGGCAAAGUUAUCUGUUCUUGUCCUGUUCCAAAUCAUCGCAAUCACAUAUGGUGGUGUACUAUCCUUUGCAAACUCAGAUGAUGAUGACGAUUGCACUGGCUGGUUUGUUAAUUGUACGACACACGAGGAAUGCUGUGGUUACAUGAGAUGCAUUGAUGCUGGUGAUCGUCAGAUCUGUGCUUUUGGCACGGACAAUCCACAGACUAAUAAUAAACCAGGCGAAGCUAUCCAGCCACCGAUCGACAUCAUAAAUGAUCUUGGUUGCAGUUUGUACGGACAAUCUUGUAAGGAUCAGAAUUGCUGUGCUCCUCAUGUUUGCUCUUCUGAUUGGACAUGUAAGGAGAAAGAAAUGGAUUUUUGGGGAAUAGGUAUACCUGGGGCUGGGUAUCUUGGAAAAUAAAACAUCUUCCUUUCUGAGAACGGAACGACUACCAUGCGUGAACCAUGGCGAGCAUGCAUGGGUAAACGCAUGAUCACGCCAGUGCACUGACCUAAACAUCAUCUGGAAAGUGUUUUUUUAGACCUAGAAAAGUUAUACCUCUUAGUUCAACAUAUUGUAUGUACAUUUAGAGUAAAAUGUAUGUAGAGAUCAGUGGUCGAAACACUGUCUAAAUGUGUGCAUAAUAUAUUAUCAAUGAAUAAUAAUUUGAAACAU